Corticium candelabrum is the source of this 827-nucleotide messenger RNA. RefSeq names its product syntaxin-8-like. The coding region runs from base 8 to 727 and encodes 239 amino acids. Lineage: Eukaryota; Metazoa; Porifera; Homoscleromorpha; Homosclerophorida; Plakinidae. The record is from RefSeq and is a predicted model, not a curated record. The transcript has 7 exons. Gene Ontology annotation, cellular component: endomembrane system; SNARE complex; membrane. Gene Ontology annotation, molecular function: SNARE binding; SNAP receptor activity. Gene Ontology annotation, biological process: intracellular protein transport; vesicle fusion.
CCGGAUAAUGUCGACCAUGCGUGACGCCUGGAUUACGGAAUAUGAAUCAUUGCAACAGACGUGCGUAUCAAUACGUGAGAAAAUCAACGAGCGAAAUCAAGUGAGAAUAAGUGGCGGCGACUCUUCAAAGCUCAACUCCUCAAUACGGAUAAUGAUCAACGGCUACUCUCGCAGUCUUGACAAGUUGAAGUCAUCCUUAGCAAGGGACACUUCAUCGUUUAAAAUCACUAAAGGAGAGGUUACACGUCGUGAAAAUCUUGUUGACAAUAUGACUGCAAAAGAAGGUCAACUGAACAAAGCAUUCAAAGAGGAGCCGAGUGCAAGGAGUGCGACCAGCCGAGAUGCUCUGAUCGGCUCUCAACCGAUCGGUGUCAACACAAAUCCUUGGUUGGAUACUGAACACGAAGAAACUCGAGGUCUUACCAACACCGAAUUGAUGCAAACACACCAGGAAGUUAUACGACAGCAAGACGAGGGGCUGGACGAGUUAGCAAAAGCCAUGCAGCGCCAGAAACACAUCGGGUUGACAAUGCAUGACGAAAUAGAAAGACAGGAUGAGAUUCUUGACGAUUUGCAUGAUAAUGUUGGACGAACAACGGCUCGUAUUGAAAGGGAGACGAGGCAUGUGGAGAAGAUCAGAGUGAAGGCAUCAGAUAAGGGAUUGUGCUGUGCUGUAACGUUGCUGUUCCUCCUCAUCGUUGUCCUGAUGUGCAUCCCAAAACAGUAACACUAACUUUCAAUUUGUAUAUGUACUGCAGUACCUAUAGACUCUAUGUGUAACACAUACCUUACCUACAAAAAUAAAUACUCCAAUCAAUUAUGAAUAG